Messenger RNA from Pimephales promelas (fathead minnow), 2019 nucleotides. It is a transcript of the gene sack1c, whose product is annotated as scaffolding CK1 anchoring protein C. Gene Ontology annotation, molecular function: protein kinase binding. Lineage: Eukaryota; Metazoa; Chordata; Actinopteri; Cypriniformes; Leuciscidae. The record is from RefSeq and is a predicted model, not a curated record. Gene Ontology annotation, biological process: signal transduction.
GCAGGUGAGCGCGCAGGUGGAGCGCAGCGUUGAGUUUCUCAGUAGCUCACAACAAUAAGCGGAGAGACCUCUGGGAAUAACGCACUCCAACUACCAUGACAUAAAACAAGGUCAGCUUUGGACUACACCAGUUUUAGUAACCGAAUGCUUGCUUGAACUUUUGUGAACCCCAGUUAACUUGGAGAAACAUAAGUCGUGGAAAUGAUGAGUUCCGAGGCUUUGCGUCCGACCUCGAACCCUGCGCGUAAAGGCAAGCUCGCCACCAGAGUGGAGGAUGUGAAGAACCCCUGGAGACACGGAUCAACACUCGAGCUCAGCCACAACGAAGCCGCGCGGCUCGCCACCGACGCGCUGUUGGAACAAGGCGAGAAGGCGUAUAAAAAAGUCUUGCAGGACGAAAGAGAACUAAGUUUUCUGUCCUCGCUGGAAAUACGUUAUAUCACCGAAAAUGUGGAUAAAAGUAACGACGCGGACAGCGGGACUAAUGGAGUGGACAUGGAGGAAGGGGACACGGUGUCUGAGCUCACUUCAGGGACUUAUUUCCCCAUGAUGUCCGACGAGGAGCCUCCAAUGUUGGAGCUGGGCUGGCCAGAGCUUUCCACCCGAUGUGGACCCACUGAAGCGAAGAUAUACUUUCAGAGGGACAAGUCGCAAAAUGUCAAAGAUCUCAUUCGAUCACUUAUUAGUAAAGCCAAGAAGGUCAUCGCAGUAGUCAUGGAUAUUUUUACAGACGUGGACCUGUUCUGCGAUUUAGUGGAGGCCUCCAACAAGCGCAAGGUUCCUGUUUAUGUUCUACUGGACGAGAAGAAUAUCUCCCAUUUCUUGAGCAUGUGCUCUGAACUAGACAUCCAGAAUUCAAACUUGAGUAAUAUGCGAAUAAGAAGUGUAUGUGGAGACACGUACUGCACCAAAAGUGGGAAGAAAUUCACAGGUCAGGUUCAAGAGAAAUUCAUGAUCAUUGACUGUGAGGAAGUCAUAGCUGGAUCCUAUAGUUUUACAUGGCUUUCCGCUCAGGUCCAUAGCAACAUGCUAAUGCACUUCUCCGGCCAAGUUACGGACUGCUUCGAUCGGGAAUUCCGCUGUAUGUAUGCAGAUUCCCAAAUAAUAGACCGUUUCCACAAUCCAGAUGAUGACGAGCUGCCCGCUUACUCCUACAACAUGCCGGCCCCAAACUUUGGGUUGGAUUUCCUUCCAGACUACGGCAGCAAGGAGCGAGUGUAUUCUGAGAACUCUAGUAGCCAAUCCAGUGGUAGCGUUUCCAGCAUCAAAGCUGCUCCUCCAGGUAUGCAACAUGUUUACAAAGUCACGCAUGACAAGAAGAACCCGGACAACUUGCAAAAGACUCCUGACAGGAAAGGAGUCACGAGUUCAGGGCUUCAAAUGCCUCCGGCAAGCCACACGAGAAGAGGUUCUCUUAACGACAACCGCCAAACUCCGACGGUUGAACGCCCUCCCUUGGUUCAGUCCGCUGGAGUGGAAUGGGCCAAAGCUGGAGCCGCAGAAUACAUACGCGCAAACAUUGCCGGACCGUCUUCCAAAAUCCAGUCUUUAGGUCUCUACAGCUCUCCAAAGCCUCCAUCACCGACUCAGCAAUCUCCAACAGAAAACAGGAUUUCCCCAAAACACCGACUCCCCGCGCCUUUCCUCAGUAAGUUCACUGAUAUGUUCAGCACAAAGGAUAAGGACUCUCCCGUCUUCCCGAAGAAGCCUUCCCAUUCCUCUCCGUUUGGCGGGCCAGAUCUUUCUCAGAACGAACCAGAGAGUAAUCAAUUUCCUCCUCCACCAGGACCCAUGCCAACGGACUGGAUUGGCCCUGAGAAAGGGUUACAUCGGCGGGACGAGAAACGCAUGACGUUAGGUCACAGCAAAUUGGACCUUGUCAACCAUUACAACAAGUUGAACAAAUCCAAGCAGGUAUAUAGUCGCUUUGAGCUAAAGAACAACAUGCCUCAUUAAUGCUGGGCCUGAUUGAUCAUUCUUCCUUGGAGUGAGAUUGUUGCUCAUUUUGUGCACAAGACU